Molecule: messenger RNA, 498 nt
Organism: Trametes versicolor FP-101664 SS1
Lineage: Eukaryota; Fungi; Basidiomycota; Agaricomycetes; Polyporales; Polyporaceae
Exons: 1
Coding region: 1-498 (165 amino acids)
Source: RefSeq, a predicted model, not a curated record
AUGCCGAAGCUCUCACCAACACCCCCACCAUUCGUACCAACUGGUCGCUACACACAGGAGCGUAAGGAGGCCUUCGACAAGGCUCACGGCGACGACUUCCUGUGGGCGGAGGAGAAGAAGCUUGUCCAUCACUUCAUGAGCGUCCACAACAACGGUUUUGCAUGGAGCGACGACGAGCGCGGGUGUUUCAAGCCAGAGUUCUUCCCGCCUGUCGAGUUUCCGGUCCUUCCACACAUGCCAUGGGUGGAGAAGAAUAUUCCUAUUCCACUGGGCCUGUACAAGGAAGUGUGCGAUAUGCUCAAACGCAAGAUCGCGGCCGGAGUCUACGAGCUGUCCAACUCCUCUUACCGUUCGUGGUGGUUCUGCGUCCUGAAGAAGGACAAACACUCACUACGCAUCGUCCACAGUCUCGAACCACUCAACAAAGUCACCAUCCAGCAUUUGGGAGUACCGCCCACGCCCAACUACCUCGCGGAACAGUUUGGAGGUCGCGCCUGA